This is a messenger RNA of Callorhinchus milii (elephant shark), 2346 nucleotides long. It is a transcript of the gene chata, whose product is annotated as choline O-acetyltransferase a. The coding region runs from base 159 to 2087 and encodes 642 amino acids. Gene Ontology annotation, cellular component: cytoplasm; neuron projection. The record is from RefSeq and is a predicted model, not a curated record. The transcript has 15 exons. Gene Ontology annotation, biological process: neuromuscular synaptic transmission; acetylcholine biosynthetic process. Gene Ontology annotation, molecular function: choline O-acetyltransferase activity. Lineage: Eukaryota; Metazoa; Chordata; Chondrichthyes; Chimaeriformes; Callorhinchidae.
AUUUAGGGUCGACGAUCAACUCGGGGGAGGGGGGGACAUGGCCGUCUUUCUGUUAAAUCGCCAGUAGCUCGAUAUUUCAUCUGAGGCCACAUCACCGAACAUUCAAAAGCUGUUCUUUCAGUGAUACCUGUGUAUAGACUGUGAGCAGCCUCAGUGAAAUGAUGCCAGGGCUCAACAACUCCAACCAAGAUUCGGUUCGACCCAAGAGUCGCAGGAACAGCUAUGUUUUGCCCAAGCUACCUGUGCCUCCUCUGCAGCAGACUUUGGACAUGUACUUAAAUUGCAUUCAGCACCUUGUUACAGCAGAACAGUACAAAACUACCAAAGCCAUCGUAGAAAGAUUUGGAGCUCCAGGAGGGAUUGGAGACUUUCUACAGCAAAAGUUGAUGGAGCGGAAAGAAAGUCAAACGAAUUGGGUUUACGACUGGUGGUUGGACGAGAUGUAUUUAAGUAAUCGAGUUCCACUUCCCGUGAACUCAAAUCCUGGAAUGGUCUUCCCUCGACAAAAUUUCCGGGAUGAAGAUGACCAACUUAGGUUUGCCGCACGUCUCAUUUCUGGAAUAUUGGAUUACAAAGUCGUGGUGGAUGCCCGUGCUUUGCCUAUUGAUUAUGCCCGUGGUCAACUGGCUGGACAUGCCCUGUGUAUGGAGCAGUAUUACAGGCUCUUCUCGUCCUACCGUCUCCCAGGUCAUCAGAAAGACACCUUGGUAGCACAGAAAAGCAGCGUUAUGCCUGAACCGGAACAUAUCAUCGUGGCUUGCAAAAAACAGUUCUUUGUUCUGGAUGUUGUGAUAAACUUCAGACGUUUGAAUGAAACCGAUUUGUUCACCCAAUUGAAAAAAAUAGUGAAAAUGGCGGAAACCGAAGAAGAAUGCUUGCCCCCAAUCGGACUGUUAACCUCAGAUGGUAGAACUGAAUGGGCUGAGGCAAGGACAGUCCUCCUGAGAGACUCUACCAACCGAGAUUCUCUAGAUGCAAUCGAGCGCUGCAUCUUUCUGUUGUGUUUAGAUGAGGCGAAUGACAUUGAACACACAGAUACAAACCUGGCUCUGCAGAUAUUACAUGGGGGAGGCUGCCACAAAACUAGUGAAAACCGCUGGUAUGACAAAACCAUGCAGUUUGUUGUUGGAAGGGAUGGUUCCUGCGGCCUAGUAUAUGAACAUUCACCAGCAGAAGGGAUUGCAGUUGUACAAUGUGUUGAACAUCUACUCUGUUACAUUAAAGAGACCGCAAGGAAGUUAGUCCGAGCUGAUUCUGUCUGUGAGUUACCUGCUCCAAGGAGACUGAGGUGGAAAUGUGACCCCGAAAUCCAUGGAUAUUUAUCUUCAGCAGCUGAAAAACUGCACAGAUUGAUAGAUAACCUUGAUCUAAAUGUGUACCGGUUUAAGACUUAUGGCAAAGACUUUAUAAAAAGGCAGAAGAUGAGCCCAGAUGCCUACAUCCAAGUUGCUUUGCAGCUGUCCAUUUACAGGUUACAUAGGAAACUUGUUCACACUUAUGAAAGUGCUUCGAUUCGUCGAUUCCAUGAAGGAAGAGUCGAUAAUAUCCGAUCAGCAACUCGAGAAGCACACGCCUUUGUGAAAGCGAUGGUAGAAAGGAGAAUCUCAGUCACAGAUGCAGAAAAAAUGGACCUUCUCUGGUCAGCAAUUGAUGCACAGACCAAUUAUGCAGUUCUCGCAAUCACUGGGAUGGCGAUAGACAAUCAUUUGCUUGGACUGCGGGAGAUUGCAAAGGAGCUGCAGAUGGAUUUACCUAAAUUAUUUACUGAUGAAAGUUAUUUGAUGAGUAACCAUUUUUCCCUCUCCACCAGUCAGGUACCAACCACAACGGGAGCAUUUCUAUUUUACGGUCCUGUAGUUCCAGAUGGUUAUGGUGCUUCCUACAAUCCACAUUUGGACCACAUUAUUUUCUGUAUUUCAUGCUUCAACGAGUGUAAGGAGACUUCUUCAAGCAUGUUUGCAAAAGCCGUGGAAGAAAGUCUUGUAGAGAUGAGGGAUUUGUGUGUUAAGUGCAAUGUUAAGGCUAAGCAAGCCUUUCUGGGGCAGACAACACACAAAGUUCAAAAUGGAAGGAAGUCAUGCCACUAAAAUUGAUUAACCUAUUGUUGCAAUGAAAUGCACAAUGUCAUUUCUCUAUGCAAAAAUAUAAUCCUGUUGUUGAACAAGAACUAUCUUAAACAUCAUUUAUCUGUAAAGAUUCCAACAAAUAUAGCAACGUAACUGAAAAGAACAAACAUACUGAAUACUAAAUCAGAAUAUAGCAGAGCAGUUCGAUCAUAAAGUGUAACAUUAGCAUAGAAAUAUAUAUAUUAUGCAAACACACAAGUGUCAGUCCCAGAUGGACUGG